UUUCCAUUACCUCGUAUAGCUGCUAGUUGAAAUUGAAAUCACUGUGCGCAUGCGCAAUAUUUGUUGGGGGAAAAAUCACAAGGACAAACCAAACGUCUUCAGGGAGAGUCAUGCUCGUGUCUGUGAUAUUUACACUUCUAUGCAUCUUGUCACUGGCCAUGAGCCAGGACAAGCCCCGGAUCAAAUGUUAUGAGUGCAUUAACCUCAAGGACAACUCGUGCGGCCGUACGUUCACCGGAAAUGAUAACUACCUGAUAGAGUGUAGCGAGAACGCCACCGCAUGCCAGAAGCUGGAGUACGAGGACUCAUUCCAGGGGAGACAUACAGGCGGCCUGGUUGUAUCUCGCUCGUGUUGGGAAAGCUCCAGUGCCGAGCAGUACGUCCCUGAUACUGAGAAAUGUGAGGAUAUGUUUUCAUCCAAAGCCUGCUACUGUACAGGGGACGGCUGUAACGGGGGACAACUCUUGCAUGCUAGUUGGGGAGUUUUGCUGUUUGCGUUACUUCCCUUGGUUUACAGUAACAUGAAAUGCUCAUAGAUGUUAUGAUUUUUACUGCAAUAUAAUGACAAAGUUUGAUCAAACGUUUAAUAGCAAACCACAACGAAAAUAUAAAUACAAACAUGUUUGAAUUUUAUUCAAGAGGUUGUUGUUGUUUAUACACGGUUGAUAUAUGACAGUAUAAGGAUAAGUGGAACUUUCUUGUGAGUGGAGACUGGUUGAGUAGUUCUAGAUACAUGAUACUAAAUGAGUUGGAGACAUACAUUUAUAAAUAUGCUUAAAUAAUCGCAAUAACCGCACAAAAAGGAAACAUUGCUUCACUCAUUUUCACAUUCAGAGUGCUGCUACUUAUGUUGUUACACUUACACGUAUACAAAUGUGCUUAUAAUA
Molecule: messenger RNA, 887 nt
Organism: Mya arenaria
Lineage: Eukaryota; Metazoa; Mollusca; Bivalvia; Myida; Myidae
Exons: 3
Coding region: 111-536 (141 amino acids)
Biological process (GO): positive regulation of voltage-gated potassium channel activity; sleep; regulation of synaptic transmission, cholinergic
Source: RefSeq, a predicted model, not a curated record